Molecule: messenger RNA, 3761 nt
Organism: Ostrinia furnacalis (Asian corn borer)
Lineage: Eukaryota; Metazoa; Arthropoda; Insecta; Lepidoptera; Crambidae
Product: mucin-5AC
Exons: 2
Coding region: 112-3462 (1116 amino acids)
Source: RefSeq, a predicted model, not a curated record
GUUUACAGUUUCAGCUAGUUUCCGCGGCGCGCCAGUAGACAGUGCCCGCUGCCCGGUGCGCCCGCGCCGCCCGUAUUCGUGCGAACACUCGUGCAGUGCGAAUGUACCAAGAUGCGAUCCGCGUUGCUAUGCGUUUUCUUCGCGCUAAUUAUAGAGAGAGGAAGCCGGGCCUCAGACGAUGACUUCAGGCCGAUACCGAUCCCGCUGGACGAGUGGAACUACGAGAAGCGCGACGCGCGCGUGGGCACGCUGCACGAGGCCAUCCGCACAGAGCCGCCCGCCGUGGCCGUGCCCGCGCACUACUGGGAGGAUGCGCUACGCCACAGCGUCUACCUGACCCUCGUGCGCGACAAGAUCGACCAGCUCAUCGCCCGCGGCGCCGUCGUCGAGCCCGACGCCAAGCCUGAAGCCUCCAAGGAGGUCGACGACCACGACCUCUGGGAGAAAAUCAAACGCGCCCCCUUCGACCGCAUCCAGGACGAGGACCACUCCCUGUUCGGCGACGUCACCAUCAUGGCCAGGGGACGGCUGAUCGAGGAGAACGGGGGCUUCCGCUUCGCUGAGGACGAACGAUCGAAAGAAGAGUGCGGCGACGACAAGUGCUUGGAGGGCGUCAAAGCCAUCUGGUCAGUGAAGCGCGUGCGGCAACGAGACGCCGAAACGUCUCCCGGGAGAUAUCAUUAUGAGUUGACCUUUUCGGUGAAUUCCCAACUCCCGAAAAGACAAAAAAGGCCUUAUGAAAAUCCUGUCAGAACUUUCACUGUGCGUGAAAAUACUCCAGACACGUUACUCGGGACUCCGCAGGAACGUUCCCAGGAGCGUCCCGUUUAUCAGCCGGCGGCGCGCCCGCAGACACCCCGGCCGCAAAGGGCGGUUUGGUUCCACAAAAACAUCGCUCCCAAGCAUUACAACAACCAGGGUCGAUUCUACAGUCACGGUCUAGACAGAAUAUUUUCCUCGUUCUUUUCGGACGACGACUCGUACCCCGAACCGCCUCCUCCCAGAUAUAAACCAAAUCCGUACGCGCCGCCCAUUUAUCAUCAAUAUUCUAAAGUGGGAUAUGUGGGAAUGCCGAGCGAUCAACAUCAACAGAAGCGACUAAUGCCGUUCGCGUAUAAACCUAACGUAUACAAAUACAGGCCUCCGCUGUCAGCUCCUCCUGUCGGUCACAUGCAGCACCAUUACCUCGACGUCGACGGGAUAAACCAUCAGUUCCCCAUGCAGCCCCCAGACCAUAGAUAUAUAUCACCUAGUAAUAUAGUGAAAACAACAAGACCUGCAGUUAUGCCUACACCGCCUAUGUCUCAUCCCAGUACGACACCUAAGAACGAAACCUUAGAUAGUACCAACGCUACAACCGUCGUAGAAGAAACAACAAAAAUUCCCGAAAUGCCCCCGGUUUACAAACCAUACACGAAACCUAGACCAAUGAAGGUUAGUUAUUUCUCGGAACAUGUCAGACCACCAAUUUACAAUGCCCCACCCGGAGUGUUCGUUACAAUGGAAGGUAAAAAGCCUUUUAAACCUAUGCCGCCACUAAAGUUCAGUCAUGCACCAAAGCCUCCCAAAAGACCUAUAGACUUCCGCCCGAGCCCCCAGCUCAUCGAUGGACAGUUAUUCUCAAAUCCAGAAACAUCACACGAGUCUGCCUUUAGGCCGAUACUUCCAAGUAACAACACAGAGUCUGACUUUGAAGACAUAGAAGUCUACCAUAGUGACAGACAUGGCGAUAAAAACACGCGAAAGCCAACUAGUAAGAAACCGCCGAAAAAACACGAAAAUAUAAAAUCACAACGAGUUACGACGACAGCGCCCGACAUCAUCACUGUGAAUAACGACUCCCAAGAAGACGACAUGCAAUGGGCUGACCUGUUGAGUGCUUUUACGAAAACUACGCCAAUGGACUCUCAUAAACCUAAGAGGCCGAUGACUGAGGAUUCGCAAGUAGACAGCAUAGAAGAAUCCACUCCUUCUAUGGAAUCGUCAAAUAAAAAGGCAACUACAUCCACAGAGGCGUAUGAAGAGAAAACUACCACUACGACUACUACUACAACCACGACUACCACGCCUGGCCCUAAGAAACGUACUCGUCCGCCGCACAAGUUCGUGAAACCGGAUAAAGUGAAGAAACACAAACGAGUCACAACCACUACGAAGGCACCCGAGAAGUCGACUAUCAAGAAACCAUCUGACUUGACACCACAGGCGAGUUCAGCCGCUACUGGAGCGCCCAAAACGUGGAAACCUAAAGAAAAAACAUCAACAACAACCACAGAGCAAUCUCCAACAAUAACUAGUACAACAUCCACCACCACCACGUCAACAACGACACCAGCGCCGACCACAAGAAGUUCCUAUGAAGAGACCACAGCAAAAACCGAGACUACCAAACCUACGCAACCCAAAAACAAAAACCGCUUCCGAAUAUCCACUUUAAUGCAAAAAGGCACUUCCGUAAAACAUGACCGGUGGAGCGUAAAUCAAAAUACCAACACAACCGAGAAAAAAGUCACACCCACUGGCAAAUAUCCACCCAGGAGGAAAGGAUCUAACUUCCAAGGAUACGGAAUGUCAACUACAUCUAGAUACACGACUCACGGGGAUGAGGUUCAAAAGGAUUCCUAUUCAAGUAGAUUUGAGACUAGCACCACUACUCCAGCCAGUACUGCUGCUAGUACACAAGCAGCCCCAGUGACGACGCAGCCUACUGACGACGAAACGAAUGACUAUUAUCACAAUCCCGCCGCUUACACACAGCACCACGACGACCGAGAAGAUGAUGAAGAUGAUAGUGAAGAAAUGGAGGAGGCAAAAAUUAACAAAAACGAUGAUCAACAGGAAGCCGAAGAUCACUCAGAAUUCAUUUUUGGUGUCACCUCAACUACGCCAAGCGAAAGAACUAACGAAAUCGAGGAAGAUAUAAUAGUCACAGAACAAACUGUUAUCACCACACCACAUAGCGUCCCGAAGAACAAGACUAAAAAAUGUAAAAAGAAGAAGAAAAAUCAUCAUCUAGUUUCUACGACGACGCUAUUCCCUGAACAAGAGGUGCUGGAAACAACGACACCCACUCCAAGUUCCACCAAAAGUUCAACAGGCAUAGAUUUACUUGAUGAAAUAUUAGACAAACUGAAUUACGACGAUACGACAGACAAUAUGAAGGAUAGUAAACCAAAACAGGAAUUAGACGAAGAGGAGAGUGAAAAUCACGAAAAGUAUUUGAAAAUUGAUGAGGACUUUGAAGAAUUCCUGGGUAAUUUAGACGGGAAUAGAAAGAACAGACAUCCCGACGAGGUUGAUGACGUGGAGUACGAAGACGAACACGAGACGCUGAUAGACGACGACGUGUCGCCGUUUGACAACGAGGACGUGAACGAAUCGUCCAGAGACACUAACGACAAGGACUACGACGAUUAUCGCGAGCGUUCGUACAGCUUACUAGAAUUAAUGGCCAUGGAAUAGACUGAUCUUUUUUCUUUACUCAAAUAAUACUCAGUUGUGCAGCUUUAAUCUGUAAUUCCUGUCGUCGAUCUCACGUAAACUGAACAAAAACGCCUCUGCGGGUGCGAUUCUUUUAAAUGGAAAGGUUUUAUAGCAUUACAAUUUUAAAGCAUUUAUUUAGAAUUGACAAGCUUUCACUGUUUGCACAAGUCCUGGUAAGACGUGUUACCGAAUGUACAUAUUUCCUGAAACUAGGUAAGUGUAGUCUUAGGUGAUAUAAAGUAUUUUUAUAAAAUAAAGAAAAAACAAAAAAUAUUUUG